GCAGGGAAAUAUACAGUUAGGCAUCGAAAGAGAGUCGAUGUUCGGCGACUUGGACGGAUUAAUGCCAUCAGUCGAUCGCAACAGGUGCUCGCAGGCGGGAGCUGCUGGAAUCAAGCGGAAUAUCAAUUUUAAAUUUCAUUUUUUAUUCGAAGAAGAAAAACACACAGAGCACUUCUUUACUCUGUUGUACAUAUUGUUUUUUUUUUAUAUUUUACCGUGCCGUCUCCAAGUCCAAGUCCAAGUCUUUUGUUUUUUGGUGUUUCUGUGUUUUGUGGCCAAGGCUUUCAAGUUUUUGCCAUUUUCCAAUUUCAAAACAUUAAAUAACUCUGUAAAUAUAUAUAACAAAAUCCGGCAAAGCAAUCACGUAAAAUGAGAUUCGCGUUGAGUAAGAAGCUUCUCUUAUGGCUGUUACUGGCUGCCAUUAUGGUGACGGCCCUGACAUUGGGCUUGGUCUUUGGCUUAAAGAAUCGGGAUUCGAGGUACAUCAGUGGAGCCGUGGUAUCCAAUGGUAUUGGCUGUGCGGCCGUGGGUGGUGAUGUUCUGACUGAUGGCGGUUCCGCUGUAGAUGCAUCUAUUGCUACCCUCCUGUGCGAGGGUCUACUGUUGCCCCAUUCCAUGGGCAUUGGCGGUGGCUUUGUGGCCACCAUUUAUACGAGAAGUACCCGGAAAGUGGAGACUUUGAUUGCCAGGGAAUCGGCUCCGGCGGCUGCCCACAAGGACAUGUUCGUGGGCCAGUCAGAGAUAACGGGCGCCAAGGCGGGAGGUGUGCCUGGCGAGAUCUUGGGCUACUGGGAGAUGCAUCGUCGCUAUGGCGUUCUGCCCUGGAAACGUCUCUUUCAGCCGGCCAUUAAGUUGGCCCGCGAGGGUCAUGUAGUUUCCCGCUACCUUGCCUCUGCUAUCCAAUCGAAACUGGAAAAUAUCGAGGCGGAUCCUGGGCUAUCCGCUGUGUUCCUCAACGAAAACCAGGAACCCUUCAUCGAAGGUGAAUAUAUAAAGCGUCCAGCUCUGGCCGAUACUCUGGAGAGGAUUGCCGAGAAUGGAGCCAAGGAGAUAUACGAUGGCGGUGAGACUGGUAAAAUGUUCGUCGAAGAUAUCCAGAAGAUGGGUGGCAUUAUCACAGAGCAGGAUCUGCGUGACUUUAAGGUUCGUUGGGAUAGCGAUGGACACGUUGCCGCAAAUGUAAGUGGCAGAUAUACGUUAUACUCCACACCCAUGCCCAGCAGUGGACCGGUUUUGGCCUUUAUCCUCAAUGUAAUGGCUGAACUGAAUACGGACGAUGAACAGGUCUAUUGGCAACGAGCUGUGGAGACUUUUAAACAUGCCUAUGGUCAGAGGACAAAUCUGGGUGAUCUAUAUGCCGAUCCCGAUAACGGUCCAUCCAUCAAUGCCACGCUGGAGCAGAUGCUUAAGCCGGAAUUCUUGGAUAGCAUAAGGAAAUUGAUCCACGAUGAUAGCACCUCACAGGAUUAUCUUUACUAUGGCGCUAAUUUUACGGUAGAGGAAGAUCAUGGUACUGCCCAUAUGAAUGUAUUGGCCACUAAUGGUGAUGCCGUUUCCAUUACCAGUACUAUUAAUAACUAUUUUGGCUCCAAGGUGGCCUCCACGCGUACUGGCAUCAUCCUAAACGACGAGAUGGAUGACUUCUCCACUCCGGGCGUGAUCAAUGGCUUUGGUGUGCCAGCCUCUCCGGCUAAUUAUAUUUAUCCCGGCAAACGUCCCAUGUCAUCUAUGAGUCCAGCCAUCAUUGUGGAUAACGAUGGAAAUGUUCGUCUGCUAGUUGGAGCAGCAGGUGGCACUCGCAUUACCACCAGUGUGGCAGCUGUGAUUAUAAAGUACCUGCUACGUGGAGAAAGCCUUUCGGCAGCGGUGAACAAUGGACGUUUGCACCACCAGUUGGCUCCUAUGCGUGUGAGCUAUGAACAUGAGGUGGAUAGUACUAUUACCUCCUUUCUGCAAGAGGUUGGCCAUGUCCUAUACGAAGAGCCAGCUGGUUCCAGUUUUGCUGCAGUCACGGCCAUUGGUGCAUUGGAAGAGCCAGAGCCAUUCUUCGAUCGCCGUCGCAUUGGCAGUUCAUUAACAUUGGCCAGAACCAACAAGAUGCAGCAUUAGAAUUGGGGAUAUCCCUAUUUGAAAUCCGUGAUUUUAUUUAUUUAACUUAGUACGUAAGUUGCACAAGUGGAAAAAAAAAAAAGAAAAUACCCUGUAAAUAUUUGUUAAACAGUAUUUCGAAUAGAGAGUGUCUUCGAAAAUUCUUUUUAUGUAAAUAAUAGGCUGUGAAUUGCCAAAAUAUAGCCAAAUAAAUGAAUUUACGUUUUUGAUACUGUAA
Molecule: messenger RNA, 2326 nt
Organism: Drosophila eugracilis
Lineage: Eukaryota; Metazoa; Arthropoda; Insecta; Diptera; Drosophilidae
Product: glutathione hydrolase 1 proenzyme
Exons: 4
Coding region: 370-2109 (579 amino acids)
Biological process (GO): glutathione catabolic process
Cellular component (GO): plasma membrane
Molecular function (GO): glutathione gamma-glutamate hydrolase
Source: RefSeq, a predicted model, not a curated record